This is a messenger RNA of Lachancea nothofagi CBS 11611, 597 nucleotides long. Lineage: Eukaryota; Fungi; Ascomycota; Saccharomycetes; Saccharomycetales; Saccharomycetaceae. The record is from the annotation of a GenBank genome assembly.
AUGUCUAAAGGCCGGUUCGAAACCUUAGAUGAAAAAUAUGAUGCUGUCAAGCACAGAGAUCCAAGAGCAGAAGGUCUUUUUGUCUACGCCGUCAGAACCACAGGGAUUGUGUGUCGACCAACAUGCUCUGCAAAGAUCGCCAUGCAGAAAAAUGUGGAGUUCUUUACUACAACACGAGAGGCAUUAGAAGCCGGGUUUCGUCCUUGCAAAAAAUGCAAACCGCACAUUGAACAAAAAUGGAACAAGCACCGCGAAUUAGUAUUGGGGUUGAUAACCGUGAUCCAUGCAAUGGUUUCCGAAGGAAAGAGUGCAAGGGAAUUUAAGUUGGCUGACGUUUCGAAAAAGUUGGACGUUUCCAAAUGGCAGCUGAUAAAGGUGUUUAAAAGGUACACAGGAACUACGCCAGUGAAGUAUUAUGAAGAUCACCUAAGUGGGAAACACAUUAUUUGUGAUAGUAUGAUACCGACUAUUGAAACAAAAAGAAGCUGGCUUAGGUCACAGACUGCUGGAAAGAGUAGUGAGAAGGCGUCGGAUUGGGAGACGUAUGCUAAUCCUAGCAAUACGCUCGACCAGGAUUGGCUGGCAGAAUUUUUGUGA